This is a messenger RNA of Microplitis mediator, 2614 nucleotides long. RefSeq names its product aminopeptidase N-like. Gene Ontology annotation, molecular function: metalloaminopeptidase activity; zinc ion binding; peptide binding. Gene Ontology annotation, cellular component: cytoplasm. The transcript has 9 exons. The coding region runs from base 194 to 2050 and encodes 618 amino acids. The record is from RefSeq and is a predicted model, not a curated record. Lineage: Eukaryota; Metazoa; Arthropoda; Insecta; Hymenoptera; Braconidae. Gene Ontology annotation, biological process: peptide catabolic process; proteolysis.
UUAUUCUUUUAGACCAAGUGAAUUUCAAAUUUCACCGUGUUAUGGUUGUUUGAACUAUGAAUCAACUUAUUCAUUCAAUAUUUCGAUUGCGCAAACUCAAAAUUAUAUUACAUUAUUAAAUCAUGAAUUUCAAACAAUAUCUAGUGGAGAAAAUAAUUCCAGUGAAAUAAUAAUAAAUUUGAAUCCGCAUAGUAUGGCCAUGAUUGCAGGAGACUUUGAAUAUUUGUCAGACGAAAAAGAUGAAAUUAUACGAGUAUGGACCACAAAAAAUAACAAAGAUCGUGCUAAAUAUAUAGUAGAUUUCGCAGUUAGGGCAUUACGCGUUAUAGAAAAUCUAACAGACCUUACAUAUAUAAGUGCUGGAUGGCAAAAAAUAAAUUUCGUUGCAGUUCCUAAUAUCUCUCCCGUCGAAUUGCGACCCGGAGGACUCGUUAUUAUUAACCAAAAUUAUAUUUAUGCAAAUAAUAUAACGAUUGAAAAUAAAGAAAAAAUUUUCAAUCACAUAACACGGUUGUACAUUGACCAAUGGCUGAUGAAAUCAAUGGAUUAUAAUCAUAACAAAGAAAAUCUCUCAAAGUAUGAUUUUGAACAGUAUUUGAAAGACUUCAUGAUUGAUAAGGUUGAAAAAUCAUGGCGUAUGAUGGAUAUUAUUUUCUUGAACGAGCACAGUCAUCCGUUUGAAUAUGACAAUUAUUACAAUAUCUAUGAAACAGAGACCUAUGCAGUAAGUCAUUAUAAAUAUGAAUUUUUAAUAAGGAUGAUUAGAUAUAUUCUUGGAGAGCGAAAAUAUAAAAGUGCAUUACAGAGUUAUUUACAGAAUGGAUCAGAUCUUAGUGAUGAGUUGAUUAAAGCAUACGGUGAUGAAAAUGGAAAUUUUGAGAAAGCGUUAAAAGAUUGGCUAAAUAAAACAAAUUAUCCCAUUCUUACAAUUAGUAGAAAUUAUACAACUCAACAAGCUCUUUUUACUCAGAUGACAUUCUUAAUAAAUCGAACAGAAACUUCAUCAGAUAGAUAUUGGAUUCCGAUAAAUUGUGCAACUGAAGAUAAUCCUGAUUUUCUUGAUACCAGAGUCACUUAUUGGUUUGAUCCGAGUUUGGCUUCUUUAGAAAUCUUAGCGCCGCAGAAUGAUAAAUGGCUUAUAUGCAAUAAACAAAGAUUUGGAAUUUAUCAUGUAAACUAUGAUGAGAAAAAUUGGAAUUUAAUAAUUAAUUACUUGAAAUCUGAAAAUUAUAAUAAAAUUCAUGUGCUCAAUCGUGCUCAAUUAAUUGACGAUGCUUUUACGUUGGCAGAAUUUGGAUAUCUCAAUUAUAGUAUACCACUGAAAUUAAUCGGAUACAUUAACCAAGAAAUUGAUUACAUUCCUUGGAUUGCUUUUUGGAGACAAAUUUGUCGCUUGCAUGAAUUUUCUCGUUUAAAAAAUUCGGAAUAUUAUGACAAUUUUAAGAGAUAUGUUUUAAAGCAAACAGAGAAUAUAGAAAAAAGACUUAUUUCAGAUGAAACUCCCACUAAUAAUUUAUCAAAAAAACUUGCUAGAAAACUAUUAAUGAAAUGGACAUGCAAAUUUGGUUCAAAUUUGUGUAAAAAUUAUACACUUGAUAAAUUACAAAAAUGGCUUGAAGAUUCAGAAGAAAAUCCGAUCCCGGCGGAACUGAAGCAAGAAAUUCUUUGUGGUGGAAUUCGUCAUGCAGAUCAGGAUAUUUGGAAUAAAUUAUUACAAAAAUAUUUGAGUAAUGGAGAUGCUGAUAUUGUGAUAGCGCUAUCAUGCACGUCAAAUGAUGAAAUACUAAAAAAUUUUACAAUGUCAAAUAUAAAUGACACAUGGGGACGAUUAGAAAGUUCCAAGUCGAAAUUUCAAAUUAUCUUCCGAAAAAAUGACAUAGGAGUUGAUGUUCUUUUAGACCUGAUUGACUCAAAUAAAUUAGCAAGUAGUCAUUUUAAGAAUUAUCGAUAUGAUGACAGAGAAGUUGCUAUUAAUCAAGCAAAUCAUAUGAAAACAGAAUAUCAGUUUGAUAAGGCAAGCAAUGACUUAAAAUGUAUGAAGAAAAAUUAAUCUAUUCCUUUUUUUUUUAUUUAGUUGAAAAAAAUUUUUGAAAACAGUCACAGUACUAUUUCAAGCAAAAAAGUUGCUAAGUAUUUGGUAACUACUCAAAAUCAGGUCAAAGAAGUCAAUGCACAGUUUCAUCUCUUGGAAGAAUUUUUGACGUCAAAUAAUUUCAACAAUACGGUAUAAAUAUUAAUUUUAAUGUGACAGAGUAUUUUUUUUUAGUACGUUAUUCUUAAAACUAUAAAAGUCGCUCAGAAAUUUGUAAUUUAGUUUAUCGUAUAUUUAAAAAUAAAUUUUAGCAUAAGGCAUUGGUGGUUCUGAAAACAAAAUUGUGAUAAGGAUGUCCUAAUUUCCUUCAUAAUCCAAUCACUUAUUACUAAUUGUUUGAAAAUAUUUCAUCUAAAAGAAAAAAAAAAUGAAUAAACAAGAAAACGGUUGACUUGGUGGAAUAACCCGAAACAUAGAUGCAUACUCUCUCAAACAAUAGUGUUUUCGGGGUCGAAUGAAAUUUUAGUUCAUAAUACAUACACGGUAAGAAAUGCAUGGCGUUCAAUACCAUGCUGGUAUGGU